GCCCUCCCCAGGCCGCCCUGUUGCCGCUCUGAGGAGUCCGCUUUCAGAGUAAAAAUGGGAGCUUAAAUUACGUUUCUUAAUUACAGAUGAGAAAUUGUUCCCACUGCAAAGUGGAGCAAGGAGAAGAGCCCCCAGCCUGGGUCUCCAGACGCCACGGAGAGGCAUACCCUCAUGGAGACCCCCACAGCUGUGAAAGCUGCUUCUCUAGCCCAGGCAUCAGGUGGCAGCCAGGCUGCCAGGUGUGCCACUUCAGGUGUUGAGCAGGCAGCUCAGAGCACAGGCUUGACGCCAAAGCAGGAGCCUUUAGAAGGAGAAGGCUGUGGAGACGCUGUACCGGGGCCGACAUGGGGGCCACCCCAGGCACUGGCGUCUCUUGACCUUUGUGAAAACAAAGAAGCUGGGGAGAGGCCCAGAGAGGCCCCUCAGGGACCCAUCAUCUAUGACAGAACUGGAGGGCAGAAUGGCCCUGAAAAUGGCAUGUCUGGGCCUGACGCCACUGUGAACGCAGGUUCCGUGACAGAUCGGAGACGGCCCUGGAAAGGGCGGCCUUAUCAGUGCAGCACCUGCGACCGAAGCUUCAAGUGCUAUUCAGAUGUGGCGAAACAUCAGAGUAUCCAUUGUGGGGAGAAGCCCUACGAGUGCAGCGACUGCGGAAAGGCCUUCAUCCACAGCUCGCACGUGGUCAGGCACCAGAGGGUGCACAACGGGGAGAAGCCCUAUGUGUGUAAGGAGUGUGGGAAAGCCUUCAGCCAGAGCUUCAACCUCAUCCGACAUCAGAGGGUGCACACGGGAGAGAAGCCUUACGAGUGCACUGAGUGUGGCAAGUCCUUCAGCCAGAGGUCAGAUGCUACCAAGCAUCAGAGGAUUCACACUGGAGAGAGACUGUAUGAAUGCGGUGAGUGUGGGAAGACCUUCAUCCACAGUUCAAAUGUCGUCCGGCACCAGAGAUCCCACCAUGGAGAGAGUCCCUAUGAAUGCACAGACUGCGGGCGCGCCUUCAGCCAGAGCUCCAACCUCAUCCAGCACCAGCGGACCCACACUGGGGAGCGGCCCUUCGCAUGCCAGGACUGCGGGCGCUCCUUCAGCCGCAGCUCCUUCCUCAGCGAGCACCGGAGGAUCCACACCGGGGAGAAGCCCUAUGCGUGCCAGGACUGCGGGCGCGCCUUCCGGGCGCUGUCGGGCUUCUUCCGGCACCAGAGGGUCCACACGGGUGAGAAGCCCUUCCUCUGCACCGCCUGUGGCAAGGCCUUCCGCCUGAGCUUCCAUCUGAUCCAGCACCAGCGGGUGCACGGCCCGGAGUGAGCCUGAGAUGGGGUGAAGGUGGAGCAGGACCAGACUGGAGGGGGUGGGGGCAGCAGGCGUUAAAAUUUUGCCGAGAGGUGGAGGUUUGUGUCACCAUUCCUUGUGCGGUAAGGAAGACAAUAAAGCUGUCUUGGUGGUUUAA
Molecule: messenger RNA, 1444 nt
Organism: Galeopterus variegatus (Sunda flying lemur)
Lineage: Eukaryota; Metazoa; Chordata; Mammalia; Dermoptera; Cynocephalidae
Gene: ZNF696
Product: zinc finger protein 696
Exons: 3
Coding region: 172-1302 (376 amino acids)
Biological process (GO): regulation of transcription by RNA polymerase II
Cellular component (GO): nucleus
Molecular function (GO): RNA polymerase II transcription regulatory region sequence-specific DNA binding; DNA-binding transcription factor activity, RNA polymerase II-specific
Source: RefSeq, a predicted model, not a curated record